Leptomonas pyrrhocoris is the source of this 1374-nucleotide messenger RNA. RefSeq lists its product as hypothetical. Lineage: Eukaryota; Euglenozoa; Kinetoplastea; Trypanosomatida; Trypanosomatidae. The coding region runs from base 148 to 1374 and encodes 408 amino acids. The record is from RefSeq and is a predicted model, not a curated record. The transcript has a single exon. Gene Ontology annotation, molecular function: protein binding.
AGAAGCAGUCGUGUUUCGACCCGAACGCAUCGAACCGCAGCUACGACCUGAAAUUCUGUUCUCGUUGAUCUCAGCGAAUUUUUGUAUUAUUAUUCUCACGCCCGCAAGACCCCCGACCGUUGCGCAACCACGCACGAUAACGAAACGAUGAGCUCAGGGAAGUUUCUCCUCUCCACCAAGAAGCAGAAGUACGCGGUGGUGGCCUCGGACAACAAAACGCUCCUCUCCCGCCACGAUCUGCGUAGCAUCGAUCGCUUUGUUGACAAGCGAGUCGUCACGGCGACGUACGCCAGCGGCACCGAGCCGCCGCCCUCGCAGGGCAUUCCGGCGCUGCCUUUCGAGAAGGUCAAAGAGAACUGCGAUGACAUCCUCCAGCUCUCGGUGAGUGCCAUUCACGAGCACGAAAGUGCCCUGGACGUUCCGCUUCGCUUUGUGGCACCGGAGGAGUACCACGCCCCCGUUAUCGAGGAGCCGCCGUCGCGGCUUCCACUCGCGCGGCGCAUUGCGGCUCUCAUCCAAGGUGCCGGCAGCACAGCCGUCUCCUGGCGCUACGCCCCGCCGGUGUCGCGCGACUACACCGUGACGGAGAUACAGGCCACCAAAGACGCGGAGGGGCGCGCGCAGUCUUCGCUGCGUGGCGGAAAGAAGCGCAAAGCAGCGCAACUGUACUGCGUAUCGGGCUGCCUCUUCUACAACUACGGAAACCUAGAGCGAGCGGUGAGCUGCUUUGGCAAGGCCCUCAGCAUCGCCGAAGAGCUGCAAGACGCACGUUGUCUGGCGUUCUGUCACAACAUCCUUGGCGUUUGUCACUACCGCCUGGGCGAGUUCAAGGUCUCCCUUAUCCACCACAAGAAGCAGGAGGCGCUGGGUGGGUGCUACUCCCGCGCCGUGGCGGAGACGAACAUGGGCGUCAGCUACGUCGCCCUCGGCGAGCUAGAGUUUGCGCAGCAAGCCUACGAAGAUGCCCUGCUGAACGCGCGUGAGACGAAGGACUCGAUGUUGCUGACGAUUGCCCUCGGCAACGUUGGCCUUGUGUCGCUGCGCAUUGGCGACAUGCGCGCGGCCCAGUCACACCUGGAGCAGUGUUUGGAGCAGUGCAGUCUUGCGGGCGACAAGAGCGGUGCCUCCCUCUGCCUGUUGCUGCUAGGCGAGGUCUACUCGCUCAUUCACGAUCACCAGCACGCGUUGUUCUACUACGAGCACGCCUUUCGCGUUGGAGGAGAGGCGAAGAAUCCUGAUGUAGUGAACCUCGCACGCGUCAGCAUCGGCAUUGCCCGCGGCAACGCGGCAAUUCGCGACGCCGUGUUGAAGGAGGCGGCCGCGAUGGGGAAGACCAACACCGUCCAGAGCGUUGUAAAUCAGUUGCCACAAUGA